Molecule: messenger RNA, 1794 nt
Organism: Oryza brachyantha (malo sina)
Lineage: Eukaryota; Viridiplantae; Streptophyta; Magnoliopsida; Poales; Poaceae
Product: ACT domain-containing protein ACR10
Exons: 6
Coding region: 241-1497 (418 amino acids)
Source: RefSeq, a predicted model, not a curated record
UACCCCGAAAGAGAGGGAGGGAAGGGAAAGGGAAAUCCAGGGAGGGGAUACUCGUAGAUUCCUCUCCUCUCCUCGCCUCGCCUCGCUGCACUGCCGCCGCCGGAACCUCCUCGGCGUUGUGGAUCGAUCUGGUCUGUCUGGGGCAACCAAAAAAAAAAAAGAAGCAAGAGCAGCAAGAUCUGUCCUCCUCCAAGUGCAAGAUUUUCAUCUCUUUAUUAGGGUAGAACUAGAAGAGUUGGCAUGGGGAUUCCCAAUCCCAGCGACGAGGUGGUGCAAGUCCGGCACGCCGAUGUCGCCGGCGACCCAACCGUCAUCACGAUUAGCUGCCCCGACAAGACGGGCCUCGGCUGCGACCUCUGCCGGGUCGUCCUCCUCUUCGGCCUCAACAUCCUCAAGGGAGACAUGAGCACGGAUGGGAGGUGGUGCUACAUCGUGCUGUGGGUGGUUGCAAGCCCAGGCCGCCGAGCCAUAACAUUGAGAUGGGACCUUCUCAAGGACAGAUUACUCCACCUCUGCCCUGUCACCGCGCCCUUCGCCUUCGAUGCUGCCGCGCCUCCUGCCCCCUCUCGCAUCUACUUGCUCAAAUUCUGCUGCUACGACCGUCUCGGCCUCUUGCAUGACGUGACACGCGUGUUAUGCGAACUGGAGCUCACAAUUCGUAGGGUGAAGGUCUCCACCACACCUGAUGGGAGAGUGAUCGACCUUUUUUUCAUCACAGAUGCUAGGGAACUUCUACAUACAAAGAGCAGAAGGGAAGAGACCUAUGACAAACUUCAGAGUGUUUUAGGCGACUCAUUGACAAGCUGUGAAAUAGAAUCUGCUACAGAGGAAAUGUCCGCUUGCCUCCAAGCUUCUGCAUUGUUGCCACAAUCUGUGGUGGAACAGAUGUUUAACGUAGAUGUUGUAGAGGAGCAAUCCAGGUCUUGUGGUAACCUGUCAGUUGCGAUGGACAACUCUCUCAGCCCUGUGCACACUCUUAUUCAGAUCCAGUGUGGUGACCAUAAAGGCCUCGUAUAUGACAUCAUGAGAACACUCAAGGACUGUAACAUCCAGAUUUCGUAUGGGCGAUUCUACGCCAGCCAGAAUGGCAACUGUGAGGUGGAUUUGUUUGCUGUACAAUCAGACGGGAAGAAGAUCCUUGAGCAGCACAAGCAAAGAGCACUAUGUUCCCGGCUGAGGAUGGAGCUCCACCGUCCGUUGCGCGUGGCAUUGGUGGACAGAGGUCCUGACACAGAACUGCUGGUGGCAAACCCGGUGGAGGCGUGUGGCAAGGGUAGACCUCUGGUGUUGUACGACAUCACCCUUGCUCUCAAAAAGCUCCACAGACGAAUCUUCUUGGCUGAGAUUGGGAGGCACGUGGUGGCUGACAGGGAAUGGGAGGUUUACAGGGUGCACCUUGGCGAGGGGGAUCAUGAGCUCUCCUCUUCACUGCGGAACAAGAUUGUUGAUGGAGUCACUAACAUGCUCAUGGGCUGGGACAGUCCUCCUCCAUCUUAGUAGUUCACUACUACUACUGCUACUGCUGCAGUUAACCCUGCUUUGUACAUAUAGAUAUAGAUGUAGUGGCUGCUGUAAUUUCUGUGCCUUUAAAGUCGUACAAGUGUUGGCAGUAGCUUUGACUGAUCACCUGCUAAUUCUCAGUGUUGUAGUGAGAUCUCACACCACACCAGUUGUAUCAUCAACAAUCAGUGCUGCACUGAAGAAAUGGUCUCGAUCUCACAGGAGAUUUGCUUAACCCUAAUCAAGUUGAAGUGCACGCAAGCCAGUGCAUACUGAAAAUAGCCACUUUGCAAA